Molecule: messenger RNA, 874 nt
Organism: Drosophila elegans
Lineage: Eukaryota; Metazoa; Arthropoda; Insecta; Diptera; Drosophilidae
Exons: 2
Coding region: 56-598 (180 amino acids)
Molecular function (GO): metal ion binding
Source: RefSeq, a predicted model, not a curated record
GAUUUACAUACUUGUUCAUACUGUUCAUUCCAGCUGUGAAAUCAAAAUAAAAACAAUGUCGCUGGUGGCAGAUUACAGCGAUUCCUCCGAAUCCGAUUCCGACGAGGAGAGCAGCAGCCAAUCCUCGGAUGGCGAGCAGACCAAUACUGCGCCGGCAGUGGAGGAGAAGCCUCCUCCCAAGUUGCCCAGUGCUAGCCAAGCGCUUGCUCAAGGAGCCAUCAAGGGCGAUGUGUUCAGCAAUCCCUUCUUGCAGGCAGAGCUGCACAAGACCGCCUCCCUGGAGCGGCACGUGAAGAUGGUGGACAACGAUGCGCAUUUGCAGCUGAAGAAUGGGCGCAAGAUAUGCUGGAACUUCAGGAGGGGACGCUGCCGCUUUGGCACCAGCUGCCAGUAUGCCCACGAUUCCGAUCUGUCUGUGGAUGAGGCGGCGGAGAAGAGUGCACUGCCAGAUCAACCAGUGCCCGUGGUGAAGGAGGCCACAGCGGGACAUUCCAACAAGCGCAAGCGACCCGGACUGGGUGAUGCCCUGGAGCCGGGCAAGCGGGUUAUGAACUCCUACAAGCAGCACAACCCGCAGAAUCCGUUUGCCCGGCGCUAGACCACUCCGGCCUGCGUGAUGCGCACCAGACAGUGGCCACCCGGGGGGCCAUAGGUGUUCGAAAGGACGUGCACCAGGCGCAGGCCGUCGACCUGCCCGGCAGAGUCAUCAUCAUCCACCGGCAGUUCCAGCGACAGCCUAAGCGUGCACACCGAGCUCCAGUAGGCACCCAGCAUGGGCUCCAACUGGUGACGCGUCGCCCUCUCCUCAUUGUUGCCAUCGCCCUCAUCAUUACAAUUAUCUGUUAAGAGAAAGUAGUAAAUAGUUUGAAUCGUA